Loxodonta africana (African savanna elephant) is the source of this 3032-nucleotide messenger RNA. Its product is annotated as sp110 nuclear body protein-like. The coding region runs from base 560 to 934 and encodes 124 amino acids. The transcript is spliced from 3 exons. Gene Ontology annotation, molecular function: DNA-binding transcription factor activity, RNA polymerase II-specific. The record is from RefSeq and is a predicted model, not a curated record. NCBI's taxonomy places the organism in Eukaryota, Metazoa, Chordata, Mammalia, Proboscidea, Elephantidae. Gene Ontology annotation, biological process: regulation of transcription by RNA polymerase II. Gene Ontology annotation, cellular component: nucleus.
UGAAGAGAAAGACGGCCAAUGCCCCGCCCAGUGAGGGUUACGCCCAGAGCGGAAAAGUGCAGUUGCCUAACAGCAUGACAUCACUGCACUGUGCUCUCCCUUCCUGCAAUCUCUAAGACGCUUGUCAGCCCCAGGGAGGAGGAGCAGAGGCCACCUUCAAGGAAGACAGGGGACCUUUUGUUUACAGAAAGGCGGAAGUUGUUUCUAGGUGAGGUGGCAAAGUUUCUAUGGUGUUAUGGAUUGAACUGUGUCUCCCCAAAAUAUAUACUGACUCUGGUACCUGUGACUUUGUCUGGAAAGAGGGUCUUUGAAGAUGUUCAUCAGUGACGUUAACAAGAGGCCAUGCUGGAGCAGGGUGGGUCCUAACCCAUUAUCAUGACUGUCCUUGUGAAAAGAGGAGAAGAGACAGACACACAGGGAGAACAGCACGUGACAAUGGAAUCAGAGAUCAGAGUGUUGCAGCUACCAGCCAAGGAAUGCCAGAGAUCGCCAGCCAUCGCCAGAAGCUAGGAGAGAGAAGUGGAUCAGGUUGCCCCUCAGAGCCCUCAGAAAGAUCAACAUGGCCGACACCCUGAUUUCAGACCCCCAGCCUCCAGAACUGAUGUUCACCGUGACCAGGGCCUUGGAAGAGGCUCUUUUUCAGCACUUCAUAUGCCAGAAGCUGGAGAUCGCCUAUGCCAUACACAAGCCAAUUCCCUUCUUUGAAGACCUCCGAGACAAGUUUUUCAUCACUGAGAGAAUAUACAAGGAAUCUCUGGAAGCCUGUCAAAACUUGGUCCCUGUAUCCAGAGCGGUGCACAACAUCCUUACCCAACUGGAGAGAACGUUUGACCUGUCAUUUCUGAUGACAUUGUUCAGCCCGAUUGACCUGCGCGAAUACCCCAAUCUAAUGACUGUUCUCAGGAGCUUCAAAAGGGGCAAUGAGGUUCCUUGAAUACUUUGGGGGCUAUGUGAAUAGACUGGUUUGUUUCCAACUCUGUGGAAUAUGCACUUCAAUUUCCUCUCUUUGGGAAGGUAUGGACCAUACUCUCUCAUGGGUGUGGCAGGAAGUACAGCCCCUGAUAAUUCUGACCCUGAUUAUCUAUGACAGAUUUCUAGUGGACACAAAUGCUUCUGUCUGAUCUGCUCUAUAAUCUGGGGGAAAUUGUAUAGCUUAGCAUAUGAACAGUCUGUAGGUAGUGCGUAAGAUGACAGAGUGACCUGGGUCUGGCGGAGGACAAGAAGAGCCAGACAGGAAGAGACAUGGAUGGUGACGAAUAAUCAUAAUUAUCAUUUCUUUGAGCACUUACUACGUGCCAGACAUUAUCCCAAGCACUGCAGAUGGUUAUCAUGUGUCAUCUUUCAAACAAUCCUGUGAUGUCAUUACUGUCCCCAUGUUAUGGAUAAGGAAAUCAAAGCUCAGAGCAACUUCCCCAAAGUUACUUGUCUGUUAAGAGGCAGAGCCAGGAGUCAUGAUUGGGUCUCCCAAUGCCAGAGCCCAAAAUUUUAACCACUGUCCUAAACAAGGAUGAGCUGGGAGCCAGAUUGUGAAGCUGAAGGGGGGAAAACAGGAAGCUGAAGAGGAAGAGAAGGGACGUAGAGACAGAAGAGAGGGCAUGAAAGAAGUGGAGUGUGAAGUGCACUGAUUUCAUUGAGAAAGAGCUGGAUAAAUACGGGAGUAGAAAAAAGCAUAAUGGCAGAGCUGGGAAGAAAGAAGCGAGGGUAGGAGGGAAACUAUUUUACCUUUGAGGAAAAACGCUUUGGCCAAAUCACUUGUCUGAGAACCACAGGGGAAGGAUCACCAGAUAUCACAGGAUGGUGACAUUUCCCUUAGAGGAGUCACCAGUGUUGACAACACUUCAUCUGCUCAGUGACAAAUACCAGCAAAAAAGAAAGAAUUGACCUCCAGGCAGGUAGAAGAAUAGGUGACCUGGUUCUCCUGGCAGCACUGGGGGCAAUGACAGAAGAAACUUAAACCUAAAGGCCGUGCUAAACAGGUUCAUGAGCCAGAGGGACCCACAAACUGGAUGUGUCCUUGGCCUGGCUAAACCCAAGUAUUUUCCUGUGUCUGCAGCUCUGUGAUAGGUUCUUCUAUUGGGUCAUUCACUCAUAUCUGACUUGAUGUUCCCUUUUCUGUUCACUAGUUGGGACAACUUUCUUUCUUGAAUAAAUGAUGGAGAGGAAUAAUAAGAGAAACCUUAUACAUGCAGGAGAACAGCAAGUAGAAAGCCAAGGGCCUGGGGUACUGGCAGUAGGGGAGAAGUUUGGUGUGGCCAAUUAUAGAGUGUAAGAAGGGAGCCACAGGCUGCAGAGAUAAACAAACCAGAGUGUAAAAGUUCUCACAUGCCAUGCUAAAGAGUUUUAUCAUCUUUACUCCAGGGAAGUAUGCUGUUUAUUUAUUAAGAGACCUCUAUUAAAAUGAUUGCAAUACAGUAAUUAUCAAAUUUCUGUCUAUGAAAACAAAGUUAAAGAAUAAAAUGAAGAAAAUUAAUUCCUGGGUAAAAAAAAUUCCUGAGUACAAAGUCAAAUUCAGCUAUAUAAAUGAAACCAUUUUGGCAUUAAUUCAGGGGUUCAGUGCAGUUAUGGUAACAUCAAAACCCAAAUAAAAUAAAUAAAAUGGAAAGGGCCAUAGACUGACCAACGAUGGGGAGGAAUCCAGUUCUAUGCACCUAUGAAGGGAGAAGGAUUGUUCCAUACCCUCAUCCGAUUGGAAGUCAUGUAUGAAGAAUUCCCCUUCCCCAAAUUCUGAGUCUCCAGGGUGCUGGUAUGUGCUCAUUCACAAAUCCCAGUUGGCUAUGCCUGCGGAGGAUGGGGCAGAGCCAUGCCAAUCCUAUCUGCAACCCCAGCCAGCCCAGCAGAAGGGAGUUCCAACGUCUGACCCGCACGCCAGGACCUGCUGCCACCGCUUAGCCGUCCUCCCUGUGCACCAAGGGUACACCAGCCUGAGGUCUCCACACAGCAAAGUAGUGAGAUCCUGGGCAAACUGCCCAGUCCUUCUGGCCCUGCCAUGGCUCUCCCUGGAUUCAUCCAGGAAGGAAGGAUCACUCCAGGUG